AUGGUCGUAUCCUCGCUCUAUCCUCCAAUCUCCAUCCCGCCUGUGGAUUUGUGGACAUUCCUGUUCGAACGCAAAGACCGGCCCUUCCCUGAUGACAAGAUUCUCUACCAGGAUGCCGAGACCCAGCGCCACUACACCUACUCCAGCUUAAAAGAUGCCUCGCUGGAGUUCGGCAAAGGCCUGAGGGCCACUUACGACUGGAAAAAGGGCGAUGUCCUGGCCCUGUUCACACCCAAUAGCAUCGACACCCCCGUGCUGAUGUGGGGAACCCUCUGGGCUGGCGGAGUGAUAUCUCCUGCCAAUCCAGCAUACACGGCUGACGAACUGGCAUUUCAGCUGAAGACCUCCGGCGCGAAGGUCCUUGCAACCCAGGCGUCUGUGCUGUCUACUGCCAAAGAGGCCGCAAAGAAAGUUGGCAUCCCGGAAGACCACAUCAUCCUCCUCGGUGAUGAGCGUGACCCCACUGCUCGCCACAAGCAUUUUUCUAGUGUGCUUAACAUAUCCCGGGCUACUCGGUAUCGCAAGGCCAAGGUUGCCCACGAGGACGUCGCCUUUCUGGUUUUCUCAUCAGGAACCACCGGUGUUCCCAAGGGAGUCAUGCUAAGUCACCGCAACAUAAUAGCCAAUAUCCUGCAGCAGGUUACCGGUGAGGGAGGCAAGUUGAGCUGGAACGGGGGCCCAGAUGGCAAGGGUGAUCGGCUUUUGGCGUUCUUGCCUUUCUAUCACAUCUACGGCUUGACGUGUCUCCUCACCCAGACACUGUACAAGGGCUACCAGCUGGUGGUAAUGGACAAAUUCGACAUUGAGAAGUGGUGCGCGCAUGUCGAAAAGUAUCGAAUUACCUUCAGCUAUAUCGUCCCUCCAGUCGUUCUUUUGCUGGGAAAACACCCGGCAAUUGACAAGUACGACCUGUCUAGCUUGCGGUUGAUGAACUCUGGGGCGGCUCCACUCACUCGGGAGUUGGUCGAGGCCGUGUACUCGCGCAUCAAGGUCGGCAUCAAACAGGGCUACGGGCUCAGUGAGACUAGCCCGACGACGCACACGCAGCCGUGGGAGGAGUGGCGCGACUCAAUCGGCUCCGUCGGCCGACUCAUGCCCAGCAUGGAGGCCAAGUACAUGACCAUGCCUGAAGAUGGUUCGGAGCCGCGCGAAGUUUCCGCUCCUGAGGUCGGCGAGCUCUACCUACGAGGCCCCAACAUUUUCCUGGGAUAUCAUAACAAUCCUGCCGCAACGAAGGAGUGCCUGUCAGACGAUGGCUGGUUCCGUACCGGAGAUGUCGGGUACCAGGAUGCCAAGGGCAACUUCUACAUCACAGAUCGUGUCAAGGAGCUGAUCAAGUAUAAGGGAUUUCAAGUCCCACCCGCCGAGCUGGAAGGAAUCCUCGUCGACCAUGAGGCCAUCGACGAUGUUGCUGUCAUCGGCGUGCAGAGUGACAGCCACGGGUCGGAGGUUCCCAUGGCGUGUGUCGUCCGCAGCGCAAAGAGCAAGUCCUCUGGCGCCAGCGCCGAAGAUGAAGCUGCCAAGAUCAUCAAGUGGUUGGAGGGCAAGGUUGCGCCGCACAAGCGUCUGCGUGGCGGCUUGCGCUGGGUGGAAUCUAUCCCCAAGAACCCAAGCGGUAAAAUUUUGAGGAGGAAAUUGAAGGAGCAGUUCAAGGACCCAGCUCCUAAGGCCAAGCUGUGA
Penicillium lagena is the source of this 1680-nucleotide messenger RNA. RefSeq names its product acyl--CoA ligase. Gene Ontology annotation, molecular function: CoA-ligase activity. Gene Ontology annotation, biological process: secondary metabolic process. Lineage: Eukaryota; Fungi; Ascomycota; Eurotiomycetes; Eurotiales; Aspergillaceae. The transcript is spliced from 3 exons. The record is from RefSeq and is a predicted model, not a curated record. The coding region runs from base 1 to 1680 and encodes 559 amino acids.